GCUGUUCGUACUUUAGAGCGAUAUCAUGGACAUUGUUCCAGAUGAAAUUAUCGCACAAAUACUGUCCUGCUUUCAUCCAAUCUAUGAAGAUCUUGCUGGAUAUUCUAUCAUAUGCCGAAGGUGGGAACGCAUUAUUCAGAACACCGGACUUCUUUGGAGACACAUUCACUUGCACGACGAUCGAGAUGCUAGAGAAACUUUGGAGGACGAAUAUGCCAGGGUACUGCAAAACUGUUUAAAGAGGUAUCGUCAAUUUAUACAGUGUGUCAGAGCAGAAGAUCAGUCGCUUUUUAUUCGCCCCGAACUCAGGCGGUUACUUCUAACUCUUCCGAACUUAACAAGACUAGAUGUACCAGUGCUUUCCUGGAGUAGAGUUUUCGCGCAGUCUUUAAAGAGUGCUCCGGUUUUAAAGUUCUUGACCAUCGAUGACUACAGGGCACUCUUAAAGAGACGAGCCAACAGUGGCAACCGAUAUUUGCGAAUACACAGACGCGGAAUUCGGGUUUGGGAUUUGCGGGUCCUUGCUCGGCAGUUCACAUCUUUGGAAUCGCUCACUUUAAACAUCAACAUUUUCAAGCUUUAUCGUUACGGGAUCAUACCAGUGCUUGACCAGCUGCGUUUAAAAGAGCUGCAUCUUGAGUGUGCUCCGUACGGCAUGGAUGAGAUUUCCAGCGAUACACUGGCGUCUCUUUCUCCUAUCAACGCUUUAAUGAACUCUCGACACGCCUCUAUUCUUGUGAGCCUCGAUCUACACUAUAUACCUUUAUCUACUCAAGACUUAGUGAGUUAUGUGGACAAUUUCAAGUGUUUAAAGCAGCUCUUUGUGGCCGUCUCAGAAGAAAGGAGUUUGCGCUCUUUGAGUUCCGUGGUUCUUAAAUCUGAGAGCGUUACAACGUUGUUUCUGACAGGUUUACCGAGCACAAACGUAAAAUGCUUAAAAUGCGUGAUGCCCAGAUUGGAAGUUAUCCUCAUUUCUGAAUGUCAUCAUAUUCUCUCGCUUGAAGUACUCGGUACAAAUAUACUGUCAUUCAUCCUACGGGGAAAUUGUCAACUGUCUAAAAUCAAAUUACAUUGCAAGAGCAUCCAUGACCUGCUGAUGUAUGACUGUCCGGCGAUUGAGUCUGCAAUGUUCUAUGAUUUCUUAUCUGAAUGUCCAAAUGUAAAGCAGAUGGAGUUAUCAGUGGACUGGGGAGUAAUAGAACUCAAUAGUAACUACUGUGGGAAUUUGAAACAGCUUACCAUCCGUGACGUGAGCAUGAGUCUCUCUAAGCUAAUAGUAGACUGCCCUUUUCUAGAGCAUUUCAAAUGCUCUGGAGAGGUUUUACCGGCAAAACACAGAAACAACAAAAACAUGGCUGGGUGUGAUAUAGAGGUACGCACAAAGCAUUUGAAAAAGUUUCAAAUGUGCGAUGUCGGCUGCGCCAAUCGCGUCACUGUACACUGCAUCGAGGCGAAUGUCAUUCAAAUCACCGGCAUACAUCCAUGGCGGAGGCCGCUAGUCGUGGAGCUAAACGCUGUGCGGCGCAUAGACGCAGUAUACUUUACUGGUUUGACUAUUGGCGCGAUCACGCUUAACUCAGACUAUGUUGAACAUGUCAUAAUCGGGAAAUGCUCUUUGGCAAAUAGCAAAAACGGGCGCGCAAUGCGAUUUAAGUGCGAAGAAAUUCGCGCGCUUCGCCUACUGGAUUGCCCUCGUAUGAAGAAAUUUUCCUUACAUGUGAAGUGUGUACAGAGUCUUUCUAUAGAAUCGUGCUCAAACCUUCGGGAUCUUGAUGUAAGUGCAUCCAAGCUUAGUCAUGUCAGAAUUAGCAAUUGUCCUUACUUAGAGCUGGUGAACCAAACUAUUGCUCAUAACACAUAAACGAAACCGGCCUUGAUUUUUGUUUAGUUAUAAAUUUCUUUGUUUGUAACAUGAACAGUGUAAAGAGUAGUUGAAAUAAAU
Porites lobata is the source of this 1942-nucleotide messenger RNA. NCBI's taxonomy places the organism in Eukaryota, Metazoa, Cnidaria, Anthozoa, Scleractinia, Poritidae. The record is from the annotation of a GenBank genome assembly.